This is a messenger RNA of Penicillium paradoxum, 282 nucleotides long. RefSeq lists its product as uncharacterized. The transcript has 2 exons. Bases 1 to 282 code for a protein of 93 amino acids. The record is from RefSeq and is a predicted model, not a curated record. NCBI's taxonomy places the organism in Eukaryota, Fungi, Ascomycota, Eurotiomycetes, Eurotiales, Aspergillaceae.
AUGUACCUCACCAUCAAACUCACUGCGUCCUUGCCCGAGGGCAUCAGACCCUGCGAGUUCUCUACGCCAAGUGUUUACCUCUUCAACCAUGGAGUCCGUCCUAAAAGGCGCGGGGUUGACGAGGAGAUAUAUAAGGCGACAUUUCUGGUAUCCAACGGGGAGGGAUUGGAGAUCGAAAUGAGAGGGCAAAGCCGCUACAAAGUCGAGAGAGCGAAGACAAAUGCUAGAUCGAAAGAGCGCAAACUGAGCAAGAAACGAGAUGGCCUGGAGAUUGACCUGUAG